UUUCAUCAUGGCUGCCGUGUCUACUCUCUCAAGUGACGCUCAGAUUGGACACUGACUCGAUUUCUGCCUCUUAGUGCCUCUUAACUUUUGCUGCACAUCAACUUCGCUUGGAUGCAGAUAUCGUCCUCCACCUUGUUGUCCCCUCCGGCUUCAUUUAGCGGGAUAACCUUCACCAAUCACUCCCUCCACUGGGCCUUUUUUUAUACCCCCAAAAAACAACCAACUGCCAGCCAGCAAACAGCUCCCAGUGCCAUGGUUUGACUCAGUUUUCCUCUUCAUGAACAAUGUGUGAAAACUGCGCCGAGCUGGUGGAGGUUUUAAAUGAAAUAUCGGAUGCAGACGGCAGCGAAGGAGGCUUCCAGCUAAAGAAGGAACAUGCCCUGCGAGUGCUGGGCUACAUCAGCUCCUGGACACAGAGACAAUGUCUCUGCUGCUUCAAGGAGUACAAACACCUGGAGGUCUUCAACCAGCUGGUCUACGCCCUCAUCAACCUGGUCAUCGCUCAGAUCAGCAGCCUGAGAGACCGCCUCUGCAGCUUCCAAGACCGCUCCCAUAAAGGAGGCGUGUCUGGGGGUGAGGGGGCGGGGUCUGAAUGGAGCGGCGGCGAGACUGCACCCGGGCCCCUCCCCCAGCCGUCCUCACCCGGGGAGGACGAACCCGUGAAUGUGGAGAGAGACUCUGCCGAGGAGGACGCUGACGCCCCCGACCUGAACCAGAAUAAGACCCAGAGCCAGGGUCAGGGUCAGGGGGGCAGCCAGCCGUGUGAAGCCCAGAUGGAAGCGCUGGGACCCAGGGAGGGCGGCGGUGGGUCUGGGGGUGGCGAUGGUGGCGUCGGAGCGAGCGGCAGCAGCGACAGCCAGGACCCGUUCAGCUCCUGGAGCACAGAGGAGAGGGAGAAACUGCUGCUGUGCGCCGCCAAGAUCUUCCAGAUCCAGUUCCCCCUCUACACAGCCUACAAACACAACACACACCCCACCAUAGAGGACAUAUCUGCUCAUGAAAGCAACAUCCUCGGCUCCUUCUGCGACAUGAAUGACGUGGAGGUCCCUCUGCAUCUGCUGCGUUACGUCUGUCUGUUCUGCGGGAAGCACGGCCUCUCCCUGAUGAAGGAGUGCUUCGAGUCGGGCACCCCGGAGAGCCUCCCCUUCCCCAUCGCACACGCCUUCAUCACCAUCGUCUCCAACAUACGAAUAUGGUUGCACAUUCCUGCGGUCAUGCAGCACAUCAUACCGUUCCGCACCUAUGUAAUACGCCUUACCUGCUCACGUGCUGUUGGCUGCGUGGCUGCUCCACAGAAAUCCAGCGAAUCCAUUCAGGCUGAAACCAAGUCAAAGUCCAGCAGCAGCCGGCCUCGCAGCUCCGUCACAGCAGAGGGUUACCCUUCAGAAACCACAGUGUGCAGCACGGACCACCUCAAGACACAGAGAAUGAUUUCCCGCCUGCAGCUCUGCGGUGAACCCGGUCGACCGGCUUACGGCAAAGACGGUCGUGACGGAGAGCGGGGACCACGCGGUGUUCCCGGAUUGACCGGCGUCCCCGGGCCUCCCGGUCCCCCUGGACUGAACGGUUACUGCGAGUCGUCGCAGUGCGUCCUGCCUAUGGUGGCGUCGCCGGUUUCUGCAAAGGACUCAGGCAUGAAGGGCCCCAGUGACGUGUGA
Molecule: messenger RNA, 1658 nt
Organism: Plectropomus leopardus (leopard coralgrouper)
Lineage: Eukaryota; Metazoa; Chordata; Actinopteri; Perciformes; Serranidae
Source: RefSeq, a predicted model, not a curated record